Messenger RNA from Ipomoea triloba (trilobed morning glory), 1787 nucleotides. RefSeq lists its product as uncharacterized. The record is from RefSeq and is a predicted model, not a curated record. Bases 73 to 1242 code for a protein of 389 amino acids. The transcript has 5 exons. NCBI's taxonomy places the organism in Eukaryota, Viridiplantae, Streptophyta, Magnoliopsida, Solanales, Convolvulaceae.
UCCCCAACCAGCAACCUCUUCCCCAGACAUAUACAUACAUCCUCUGUUUCUAUAUUUCAAAUUUAAUCUGAGAUGGCCGGAAAACAAACGGAGUUUUGGCUCCCGCCGGAGUUUCUCACCGGCGAUGAUAUGCUGAUGGAUCCUUAUUACUUCGAGAGCUCCGCUGCCAAGUCUCUACCCCGCUCGAAUCUGGUUUUCCCGUCUGAGUUCUCCCCUGAUUUGUGCUCCUCUCCGGUGGACUCCGGCGAGAACGAGAGCGACGAGGAGGACUUCCUCGCCGGGUUAACUCGUCGGUUUUGCCAGACGUUCAUCGAGGAAGCUGACAAGUCCGCGCGUAGUCUCCAUCAUAUGGAGACGCAGAAGGGUUUUGUGCUGUCACGAUCGCCGCAGUCCACGCUGGCGCAGGUGGGGAGCUGGACCGGUCGGAGCUCCGGGUCCAGCAAUGGUAGCCCGAAUGGGCCUUCUCUGGUUUCUUCUCCCCCUACUACUCCUCUGGGAGCUGAAAGCGACGCAUGGGAUCUGUUAUUCCAAGAUGUCGGUAACAUUGACAGGCUGAAAAUGACCGCCGGCGAUGGAUCCACCGCCAAAAACCGCUCCCUUCCUGAUCUACCGCCGGCGAAUCUCAUUAACAACUCUGUCUCCGGCGUUCGCAUUAGCCCCUUCCAUCAAGCUAGAGGAACUCAAAUGAUGCCUCACCAGAGCUCUGAAAUGUGGGGCCAGAAAGUGAGCCCCGGUUGGCUCGGAGCACGACAGCUGUAUCAGACCCGGGUCGGGUCGGGGUAUGCGGAAAACGGCAGCCGUGGGAGAACAGUGCUGGGAGGUUCGGCUCAGUCUGCUGCAUUGCACUCUCUGCAACUCCUGCAACAAAACCACUACGGUGGUCCGGCCACCAGAACGGUGUUUCCCGGCGGAUCUAGCGGUGGGGGGAUGAAACGCGAGUGUUCCGGCACUGGCGUGUUCAUUCCCCGGAGAUAUGGCUGUAAUACUACAAAACCUCCCUCCGAUUCACGCAAAACGACAGGGCGUUCUGCUGCUCUGAAUUUGACCAAGGCUGUUAGUGGUGUGAACCCGAGCUUUGAGUCCUUUGAAGGCUUCAAUGGUUUAGCUCAACCUCAGAUGAAUCCUCUAGAUUUGUUGAUUGCAAGGAGGAAUGCUACAUUGCUAGCGCAACGGAUGAGGAAUUUGACCCCCGAUGUUUCAAUCAGUCCCGAGCUUCGUCUCCCUCCCGAAUGGACUUACUGACCUCUGCAAAUCUCCUUCGUUCUCGAAGGAGCUUUUGCUGUUAGAAAUGGUGGGUAGAGAAGUAGUGCAUGAAAGUAGGAAGUAUAAGGAGCAGAAGCAGGUGUUUGGUUUAAGUUUUCUAGAAAUUAUUGAUGCAGGAAGGAAUAAACCAAAAUUUUCUCAAUAGGGUUUUGUUUCAAGUAUAUAUAAAUAUAUUAUAUUACAUAUAUGUGUGUGUUUUGAAGGAGGAAGAAGAUGAUAGCAGAAGAAAAAAACUGGAAAAAUGGGUGGUUUUUGUUGCUGUAAAAUAAGUGUUCUUAAAAUAUGGGUUUCUGGGGUUGUUUUUGCCAUGGCUGGGACUGCAUUGAAGAAAAGGCUGUUAAAGAAACAAGAAGAAAUGAAGAAGAAGAAAAUGAUGAUUAUGCAGCCCUCCCUUCCCCUCAUUGUAAAACUCAUUCUAUUAUCACUAUUGUAAUAAAGAAAAGCUAGCAAUGUUUAGUUGUCUGCAUUUAAGAUUUCUGCAUAAUUUCUUCUUGUUUCGGAAUAUAUAAUAUAUAAAAUAUAAA